Molecule: messenger RNA, 2750 nt
Organism: Dioscorea cayenensis subsp. rotundata (Guinea yam)
Lineage: Eukaryota; Viridiplantae; Streptophyta; Magnoliopsida; Dioscoreales; Dioscoreaceae
Product: protease 2
Exons: 10
Coding region: 24-2399 (791 amino acids)
Biological process (GO): proteolysis
Molecular function (GO): serine-type endopeptidase activity
Source: RefSeq, a predicted model, not a curated record
CCCUAAACCCUAUUCCGUCUUCGAUGCUCUGUUCCCGAGCUCCAGUUCCAUCGAAGCGCAUUUUCUCGGCGGUGCUUCGCCGCCUUUACCGGCGAUCGGCGCCACGCCCUCCUCCUCCUCCUCCACCGCCUCCAACGCCGCCGAAAGCUCCACGAAAGCCAGUGUCUUUCACCGUCCAUGGUGUCACCUGGGAGGACUCCUACAGUUGGAUGGCGAACCUCUCUGAUGCGACUGCAAUGCGGCACAUGGAUAUGUGCAUGGAGCAAGAGGAGAAGUAUGCCGAAGCGGCUAUGGCUGCCGCUGGCGCUGACCGUCUCCAACGCAAGCUUCAGCUUGAGAUGGCCUCCCGCAUGGCCUCUGACCCUUGUUCUCCGCCUGUAAAAUGGGGCCCCUGGCUCUAUUACCGCCGCAUUGAGGAAGGGAAACAAUACCCGGUUCUUUGCCGGCGAUCGGUGAAGCUUCAUGAGGAGUUUGUUUCGUUUAGUGAGCCAUCCGCUGGGUUUGAUUUUAUGGCUGGUAGGAGGAUCGAGCAGAAGAUUUUGGAUUAUAAUCAAGAGGCCGAGCGGUUUGGAGGAUAUGCUUAUGAAGAACUGUCAGAAAUUUCUCCAGACCAACGAUAUCUUGCAUAUACUAUGUAUGACAAAGAUAAAGACUCUUUUACUCUAUCUGUGAGGGAUUUAGCUACAGGCUCACUAUGUAGCAAACCUCAAGUUGAUAGGGUUGCGAAUUUGUCCUGGGCGAUGAAUGGGCAAGCGUUGCUUUAUACUGUUACAAACAAAGACAAGAGACCACACAAGAUAUUUUGUAACAUGCUUGGGUCAAGUAAGGAUGAUGUUUUGAUUCUGGAAGAGUUCGAUGAUUCUGUAUUUGUUAACAUUAGAAAUACCAAGGAUUUUCGGUUUGUUUCUGUAAAUACAUUUUCAAACACUUCUUCAAAGGUUUACUUGAUAAAUGCAGCAGACCCUUUGUCUGGCCUGACUUUGAUAUGGGAGUGUGAACCUCAUGCUCAUUGCAUUGUUGAACACCAUCGAGGUUUUUUCUAUUUAUUUACAAAUGCUGCAAGAAGUGGUACACCGGUAGAUUCACAUUACCUGCUCUGUUGUGCUGCUGGUGAUAUUAAGUCACGAAAUUGGGAGAGUUUACUUGUUGAGGAGCCUGGUGUAAGCAUUGAGGAUAUUGAUUUUUGUGAUACUCAUAUGGUGCUUAUCAUAAAAGAAGGGAUGAAGUACCGCCUUUGCUCUAUUCCUCUGCCUUUGAAUGGAAAUGGACUUACGCAUCUAGCAGCUCUUCAUCCGUGCUUCUUACCUCUUCCAAGCCAUGUUUGUCAGAUUUCACCAGGUCCUAAUUAUGACUACUACUCUUCAACGAUGCGGUUCACAAUUUCUUCUCCUGUGAUGCCGGAUGCUGUGGUUGAUUAUGACUUAUCAAAUGCUAAAUGGAUCAUAGUGCAACAACAAAAUGUGUUGAGUGAUCGUACAAGGACUUUGUAUGGGUCUUCUGCUGUUAAUGAUAUUAAAAAGUUGUCUAGUUUGAAGAAACAUGAUCAAAUGCAUGAUUUCAAUGAUUCUGAUGGGGUUUGGAAUGAGCUCACUGAGUUUUAUGCUUGUGAGUAUCAUGAUGUUCCUUCAAAUGAUGAAGUUCUUGUCCCCCUGACUAUUGUUUACUCACGAAAACAAAAGCAAGAGGGAAGUCCUGGUCCUGGAUUACUUCAUGGGCAUGGUGCUUACGGUGAGUUACUGGACAAGCGAUGGCGAAGUGAACUGAAAAGUCUUCUUGAUCGGGGCUGGGUUGUUGCCUAUGCUGAUGUCAGAGGUGGUGGGGGGUUUGGUAGGAAGUGGCACUAUGAUGGCCGACGCACCAAAAAGCAAAAUUCUAUCAUCGACUAUAUUUCCUGCGCUGAAUUUCUGAUAGCCGAAGGGUUCGUGAUGGAAAAUAAGCUUGCUGGUUGGGGAUAUAGUGCCGGUGGGCUUCUGGUUGCCUCGGCUAUCAAUAAACAUCCAGAUUUAUUUCGAGCUGCUGUUUUGAAGGUUCCCUUCUUAGAUACCUGCAAUACUCUUCUUUAUCCCGUUCUGCCUCUUGACGCUGCCGAUUACGAAGAAUUUGGAUAUCCAGUGGAAGUAGAAGAUUUUCUUGCCAUGAAGAAAUGCUCACCAUAUGAUAACAUCCCAAAGAAUGUCAAGUUUCCAUCUGUUAUGGUUACAUCAUCUUUCAAUACAAGGUUUGGUGUGUGGGAAGCGGCUAAAUGGGUCGCGAGAGUCCGUGAGAACACAAUCUAUGAUCCAAAGCAUCCCGUCGUACUGAAUCUAACGACGGACCUUGUUGAAGAUAACAAGUACUUACAAAUCAAGGAAUUGGCAUUAGAGACUGCGUUCCUCAUCAAAAUGGUCUCAGAUUCUUAGACAUUUCUUGCAGCAAAAACUUACAGUUAGUCCGUAACAUCAACCGUAUCAACCGUAUCGACAUUUGGAAUCAAAGCCGGCGUAUGAUCUCACUCAAGAUGAGCUUACAAAUGCUUCAAGCUACCGAUAACUUUUCCGCGUUCUGGUGAGCAAUCGAUGAAACUUGUCUUGCAUUGCAUCUGUGAAAUGUCACUACUGAUAAUUACAGCAAACAAAAUUUAGAUGUGUAGUAGGUUACAGAACAAGACCUGUGCAAUUAUAAAAGAAUAAAACAAUUGUAGGUCCCUCUUUUAACAAAAUUGUUGACAAAGUUCAUGGUCCAUGUUUUUAAUUAAUAUUCAUUAUAUCAUG